Molecule: messenger RNA, 1416 nt
Organism: Penicillium bovifimosum
Lineage: Eukaryota; Fungi; Ascomycota; Eurotiomycetes; Eurotiales; Aspergillaceae
Exons: 1
Coding region: 1-1416 (471 amino acids)
Source: RefSeq, a predicted model, not a curated record
AUGCUGUCGGCGCUCCCCAAUGACAUACUCCUCUUGAUAGGAGAGGAAUCGGAACAGAAAGCGGACCGCUGGAACCUCGUCCUUGUCUCUCACCACUUCCAUGAUCUUUUCCUCCCGCUAGUUUAUCGAAAGGUUCUUAUCCACCACUGGCAUGAUGCCAACUCAUUUCUACAUGCCAUCCUCAAGCGACCCGCGUUGGCGCGGGCUGUUCGAGAGUUUGACAUAACCAACUGGGUCCAACGAAACAUCUCCGACGUCGACAGCAAUCUAAUCGCCAACUCGGCACAAUUGACGGAAUUGCUACAUACUGCAUCACAUUCCAAGCUUGAGAGUGAUCAAUGGUCACAAGAUCUCAGACGAGGCCUGGCUGACGCCUGGGCCGCACUCAUUACACCGCUGUUGAGUCGCCUUAGCAAGCUCCAGUUGGCUCAUGGGGCAAGGUCACCCUAUUUAGACCGAACUAUGCACAGGGCCCUGAACUCCGAAAGACCAUUCUGCGGUGAACCAGCCUUUCAGCAACUCCGCGAGGUCUCCUUGCACCAUCGGGAGGAUCUUGAUCAAAGUGACGACUCAGAAACUACGGCAGACGGUCAACCAUCACCGUCACUUCUGCUUCCAUUCUUCCAAUUACCCUCCGUUCGUUCAAUCACAGCCAACUCUGUGGUUGAUCCCAGCUCCAUGAUUACCCCAUCAGAGCAAUCAGCGGAGGAUGAAGAGCUACGCCUUGGCUUCUCCUCCAUCACCGAUAUUGACUUGCGAUCAAGCAGCGGGAACCACGGCAUGAAGGCGUUUGUGAGCUCCUGUGCUGGUCUGAAGUCAUUUAAAUACCAGCAUUCAGAUUCACACGUUCUUUCACACGGUUACCAACCAUCCGCAUUCUAUCGCUCUCUAUCCCACAGCAAGUCGAGCCUCGAAAUCCUGUGGCUGGACCACUACGGACGCCACCACCCGUUCACGGCGGCUGGGCUAAAUCAAUCUCACGAUGAGUGGUUCGGCCCUUUAGUCGAUUUCACUGCCUUGCGGGAGUUCCGCGUCCGACUACCAAAUCUGCUGGACAUCCGAUACCAGAAUGAACCAACUACGCCACUCAUCGAUUGCCUUCCGUCAUCGCUUGAAACCAUUUACAUCGAAGGGUGCGAAGAGCGAUAUUUGGGCAUGUUGGUUGCCCAGCUACAAACUGUCAUAAAGAGUCGCCGGACUCGCUUCCCUUGCCUCAAGCACAUCAACAUCGAAGGCGCAUUCACAAAUUUCCCAUCAGAUGGCGAUGACGAUGGCGUCAUUACUAGCUUCGGGCCCGGUGUGCCUGAAGUUGCGAUCAAAGAUAAAGUAUACCAGGCAGCUGAGCCUUUGCAUAUAGAUUGUGUCCAGGCGGGAUUAGAGCUGCAUCUUCACGACCGUGCCCUUUCACACAUUUGA